Anolis carolinensis (green anole) is the source of this 3109-nucleotide messenger RNA. It is a transcript of the gene serpinh1, whose product is annotated as serpin family H member 1. Lineage: Eukaryota; Metazoa; Chordata; Lepidosauria; Squamata; Anolidae. The record is from RefSeq and is a predicted model, not a curated record. Gene Ontology annotation, cellular component: endoplasmic reticulum. Bases 315 to 1613 code for a protein of 432 amino acids. The transcript is spliced from 6 exons. Gene Ontology annotation, biological process: collagen fibril organization. Gene Ontology annotation, molecular function: collagen binding; serine-type endopeptidase inhibitor activity.
UUUUGCUCCAAUUUAAAGGCGCCUUUGGAAAACAUUUUUCCCACCCUCCUCUUCUUUUUCCUCCUCCUCCAGACUUUCUAGAAGUUUCCCCGGAGGGCUUAUAUAGCCCCCACUUCUGCAGCCGCUUUGCAGACAGAGCAAGGCGUUGAUCCGGAGUGAAACCCCUUUUGCAGCUUUAUUAUUUUUUUGGUCUGGUUUUGCAUUCUUUGCAUUCCUCUUUUUGUUUUGCUGCAGGAAUCUCCUUGAAGAAUGAAAAAGGGAAACGUUGAACACACUAAGAAAAAGUUUCCAGAUCCAGAUUGGUGCUAUAUCCAAUGGAAGCCAUGUGGCUGAUCAAACUCCUAGCGCUUGCUGCUCUCGUCGCUGCCGUCCCUCCAGAUGCUAAGAAGUCAAGUGAGAAGAAAGCCGCUGCAGGAGAGAAGAAGCCGAGCGAGAAGAAAGCUGCUGCAGCAGAGAAGAAGCUGAGCGAGAAGGCCACCACCUUGGCAGACCGUAGUGCUGCCCUGGCUUUCAACCUCUACCAUGUCAUGGCCAAGGACAAGAACAUGGAGAACAUCCUGGUCUCUCCAGUGGUGGUGGCCUCUUCCCUGGGGCUGGUGUCCCUUGGAGGCAAGGCCACCACCGCCUCCCAGGCCAAGGCCCUGCUCAGUGCCGACAAACUCAACGACGACUACCUCCACAGCGGCCUGGCAGAGCUCCUGAGCGAUGUGAGCGACUCAGAGGCACGCAACGUCACAUGGAAGAUGGGCAGCCGCCUCUACGGCCCCAGCUCCAUCAGCUUCGCCGACGACUUCGUCAAGAGCAGCAAGAAGCAUUACAACUGCGACCACUCCAAGAUCAACUUCCGGGACAAGCGGAGUGCCCUCAAGUCCAUCAAUGAGUGGGCCGCCCAGACCACCGAUGGCAAGUUGCCAGAGGUCACCAAAGACGUGGAGAAGACCGACGGGGCCCUGAUUGUCAACGCCAUGUUCUUCAAGCCUCACUGGGAUGAGAAAUUCCACCACAAAAUGGUAGACAACCGUGGCUUUAUGGUGACUCGGUCCUACACAGUUGGCGUUCCUAUGAUGCAUCGCACAGGACUAUACAAUUACUUUGCUGACGAGGCGGAGAAUUUGCAGAUAGUGGAGAUGCCGCUGGCCCACAAGCUCUCCAGCAUGCUCUUCAUCAUGCCAAACCAUGUGGAGUCUCUGGAGCGAGUGGAGAAGCUGCUGACCCAGGAACAACUGAAAACCUGGCUGGGCAAGAUGAAGCAGCGGGCAGUGGCCAUCUCCUUGCCCAAGGUCAGCCUGGAGGUCAGCCACGACCUGCAGAAACACUUGGCCGAUUUGGGUCUAACUGAAGCCAUUGACAAAAACAAGGCAGACCUCUCCAAGAUUUCAGGCAAGAAGGACCUCUACCUCUCCAACGUCUUCCAUGCGGCGGCUCUGGAGUGGGACACGGAAGGGAACCCCUACGAGGGGGACAUCUACGCCCGGGAAGAGAUGAAGAGCCCCAAGCUCUUCUACGCUGACCACCCGUUCGUUUUCGUCAUCAAGGACAAUAAGACCAAUUCGAUCCUCUUCAUUGGCCGGCUAGUCAGGCCCAAAGGAGACAAAAUGCGGGAUGAGUUGUAGUGGUAGAGUGGGUUGCGUAUAGAUAGAUGUAUUUGUUGGUUUGUUUUGUAGAAAUCGAGACGGUAAAAAUGAUGCUGUGUGCCUUUUUAUAAACUGGUGCUCACAGGCCAUUUUCUCACUAAGGUUGCAUUUGCACAGGAAUAAGCCCAGCUGAAGUCAGCAGGACUUACUUCUGUGUAAACCAGGGGUAGGAAGAGCCCAAUAAUGCAUUAGGAGGCCCAGCUCAGAUGGAAGCCUCCAUGUCAGGAAGUGGUAUUAUUACACUUAUUUAUACCCCACUUUUCUCCCCCCAAAGGGACUCAUGCUGUCCUGUAUCUUGCCCACCCUGAGGACCUCACAAAAAUCAACUAAAUGGUCCAUCUGGCAUUCAUUUGGGACUUGAUAGAUGCUCUAACCCAUAUUGCAGUAGGAGAGCAAUCCUCAAUAGCCCCUUCCCAUGAAGCCAGAGAGCUUGAAGGGUAAAUAUGACUAUCUUCAUAGAAAUGGAAGAAUAUGGCAGGCCUCCCAUCCACUUUGUACCACCAAGAGUCAAGCUAUAACAGUAAAGUGCAGUGGUUCCCAAUCUUUCGUCCUCAAAGGCUUUGGAUUUCAGCUCUCAGAAUUCCCAACAGUUUGCCAAGACAGCCGAAGCUUCUGGGAGUUGGAAGUCCCAAAUACAUGGACUAGAGUUCAGGAAUCGCUGCUCUAGGCAAAGCUAUCACCAGAUGACAUUAUGGGCUCAAGAGCAAAUGUACAAGGGUCCUAUGAUCCCUUGCUAAUGACUAGGCUGCCUGAAGCUGAUGGGGACGGUUAGUCCAGCAAUAUUUGGAAAGCUGUACUUGCCCAACCUAGCUCUAAAUUGUGGCCUCUCUGCUCUUGCAAAAUUGGUGCCAUUGUUUUUAAAAGUGACGAAUGCAAAACCAGCCUUCUAGAGAAAAAUGUUCAUUCUGACCAUUGUUGGGAUUGCAGUGGGUAACCCUUUCCUGUAUGGAACAGAAUGGAGUUGGAUUGGAAAUAGCACUUGUAUUCUCUUCUGACUUUUGUAUUUUUAACUUUCAAUUUGACUUCCACCUUAUUUUCAAUAGCCCUGUUCAAGUCUUGCAGACUCAGGGCUCUCGUUUUGCUGUCCUUCUGCCUUAAAGUUAGCUGGUGCCAAAGACUUUCUGCCUCCCAAGUUAACAUUCCCCUUACUGUGUUGUUAAACCAAGAGCAAGGGCGGGCUAGACUCAGGAAUAGCCUUUAUAAAUGUGAAAUAUGAAUGCAAAAGCCUAAAUCCCCUGGACUCUGCUGCCUUUGGGAGCAUGGCCUCAAUUUUAAGGUGCGGCACAUAAAAGUGAAUGCUAACAGAAAUCCAAUCUACACACCGAAGUUUGGUGCUAUUUUUCAGGUUAGAGUGGGAGGGUGAACAGGGCAAAAGCUUCUUUCUGAGAUGAUGGCUGCUAAUGCCAGGUGCCUCGUUUUGUUACCCCACAAGCAUUUUUUGUUGUACAAUUUUUGCAAUAAAAUGUUUUCCAAAA